This is a messenger RNA of Lucilia sericata (common green bottle fly), 919 nucleotides long. It is a transcript of the gene Npc2b, whose product is annotated as ecdysteroid-regulated 16 kDa protein. Bases 291 to 770 code for a protein of 159 amino acids. Gene Ontology annotation, molecular function: sterol binding. Gene Ontology annotation, biological process: intracellular cholesterol transport. The transcript has 3 exons. Lineage: Eukaryota; Metazoa; Arthropoda; Insecta; Diptera; Calliphoridae. The record is from RefSeq and is a predicted model, not a curated record.
CAAACAAUUUAAAGCUUUAGUUAAGUUAGAUCAGGUGUUGAGUUAAAGUUGUAUAUCGGAUGAGUGUGAAAAAAUAGUUUAUUGAAAAAAAGUUAAAAAUAAAAGAUAAACAACAAAAAAAAUUGAAUGUAUAAAAAAUAAUAGUAAAAAGAGAAUAAAGAGUGGAAAAUAACGAAAAAUAUACAUAAAAAAUAAAAAAAAAAACAACAUUAAAAGUAAAAUUGCUUUAAUAAUUUAUUGUUAAAAAAUUUAAGCCGAAGUCUUCAACCAAUCCACCACAAUACAACAAAAUGAAGAGUUUUAUUUGUUUAACAAUUGCAGUAACUUUGUUGGCUGCUUCUGCCAUGGCCACAACUGUUAGAAAUUGUCCAAAAACCAAAGCCCGUCUUCUCGAACAAGGUGAUGUUACCAUUUCGAACUGUCCCAAAAGUAAAUGUACUCUAAAACGUAAUACCGAAGUCAGUAUUGAAAUGAAAAUCGUACCUAAUCGUGAUUUCAAAGAAUUAAAUUCCGAUAUACAAGGCAUUAUCCUAGAUGUUCCUCUACCGUUCCCCGGUUAUUAUGGCACCAGCGCUUGUCCCAAUAUCUACGAUGCUGAGGGUAAAAAACAAGUGGGUUGUCCCCUAAAAGCCGGUGAAACUUAUAUUUAUAAGAAUAGUUUUAAGAUUUUACCCAUUUAUCCCACGGUUAGCUUAGAUAUCCAUUGGGGUUUGGGUGAUAAGGAGGGUGAUGCUGCCUGUUUCCAAGUACCAGCUAAGAUUAAAGCUUAAGUAGUGGGGAAGGGAGAUUUUGAAUAGUUUUUUUAUGUUUUUUCAACUCUUUUUUAUAUUUAAAAAUUUAAUUUCUUGUUUUAUAGCAUUUUUAAUGUGAUAUUUAGAAAUAUGUUUAUUAUUUAAUGAACAUUUUUGUAUUGGAAUUU